Messenger RNA from Rhopalosiphum padi (bird cherry-oat aphid), 3865 nucleotides. RefSeq lists its product as uncharacterized. The coding region runs from base 47 to 3421 and encodes 1124 amino acids. The record is from RefSeq and is a predicted model, not a curated record. The transcript is spliced from 14 exons. NCBI's taxonomy places the organism in Eukaryota, Metazoa, Arthropoda, Insecta, Hemiptera, Aphididae. Gene Ontology annotation, molecular function: protein binding.
CUUAGGUAUAUGCACAUUUUCGGAGUAGCAUGACAAUUUAUUAUAAAUGGCACAGUUGUUGAAUAUUUCAUUUAAGAAGAACGACCUUUACUCUUCUUGGGGUUUUCAAGUAUGUGGCGGAAGAGACAGUUGGCGACCAUUGACCGUGAGAAAUAUACAAAAUGGCACUUUAGCGUACAACUAUUUGAAUGUUGGUGAUCGUGUUUUAGAGAUCGAUGGUAUAGACUGUUAUUCGUUGACCGAGUCACAGGCAAUCAGUUUUCUUCGAAGACCGAGUAAUUCGAUUGAAUUGUUGAUACUAAAACGACGGGGUGAAAAUGUCGUACCACCCAAAAGAUCAUCGAGUUGUAAAGCUUUACAAAAUUUUGUCUUUCCAAAACCACAAAGUAUAUCAAAACUUAGUACUCCUUCUCACGGCCAAAUUAUCAAUAAUAAUAAUGGUGAAAUUUCAGCAAUUUCAAAAAACCAAUUGCGCGAAUUUGAGGAUUCGGAAGAAUCUCUAAAACUGCAUUUUGAAGAACCUAACAAAGCAUUUAUCUCAGUACCGAUUAAGAAUGACAAUGAAGUAUUACAGUUUUCUAACUUUAAACCUAGAAGGAAUUCGUUACAAAAAGACGGUGAACCCGUUUGCCUCAGAAGUAGAUCGAGUUCACCACAAUUCUGGAAAUUAAAUAUGGAAACUUCGGUCACUGGACUACCUAGUGAUUGUAAAAGUUUUUGGAAAAAAUUAGAAAAAUGUUCAAUGGAAGACUUGAGCGCCCGUCGCACUCCAAGUCCAAUAAGACCAGCAAGUGUGGCUUUCUAUCCCAAAACACCCGAACCUAUUGUUCAGUCACAAGUUGAAAUAGUUUGGCCAAAGAAAAAAGUGACUUUCAGUAAUGUAUUAUUAGAGAGAAAUUAUUUGCAAAUGGAUUUACCAGAUUUAUCUCCUGGAUCAAGAGUCGAUGAAGAAUUCAAUAAAAUAUACAACAGUUCCAGUCAGGAAGAACAGCAUCAAAUAGGAGCGAACGACUUAGCCGAUAGAGAUAUGUCCGCACCACCCCCGCCAGCGCCACCACCACUGCAGUAUUCUGGAGGUACAACUCAAGGUGGUCCACCACCACCUCCACCACCACCAAUGUUGCACAGUGGACACAUUCCAGCUAUUAGAAUAAAAACUGAGCUGAAUGAGCCUAGAGAAAUACCAUCAACUAUACAAAACGCAAUGGCUACUAAAGACAAAAAACCAUUUACGUAUCUUCCUGGUGGAUUAGACUUGAGCGAGAUCAGAAGUCCUCGAAUGCAAAGGCGCUUAGAAAGAAAUGCCCAGACUCCGCCUAGCCCGGAACAAGUACCUCAGAAAUCUCCAGACUAUCAGCAACAACAAGAGGUGAACCUAAACGUUGAACAAAAACCAGUGUGUAACGUGCGCUCUGCCGCAGAAAGAGUAUGUCUAUUGCCUCAAGUUCAGAAACAACCACAAUUGAAUAAAUCGCCCACACCUUGGAUGCAAAAGGCUACGCAAAUUCAACCCUCUCCAGCUCCGUGGACUCAAAACAAAAAAGAAUAUGUUAAUCAGGUUGAUAAAUCAGAAGAACGAGUUUUACCUGUACGAGUUGAAACUAAUAGACAAAUACCAACACAACCGUUGAAGAAUAAUAUAAACCAUUCAUAUGAUUCUGAACCGAUACAAGGACGUUCAUUUAAAGUGCUCCAACAAAUUACCGAGCCAAAAGGAAUGCUUUAUGAUGGUUCUCAGCCCUAUAAUAGCCAGUCAUUACCCUUGUCUGAACUCAGAAAGUUGCAGUUAAGUGAUGACGAUCGAUCUUUCAUGAGUAGGGUUAAAUCUCAAGCUAAUAAUGUAGAUACAGAAAAUCCAAGAUAUAGAGGCGGCUCUAUACCUUCCAAGAUAUUCAAAGUUUUGGAAAAUAGUGUUGACGAUGAUAAAUUUUUACACAACGAAACGGACCCUCGUUACAAAGGUGCGUCGAUUCCAUCUAGAAGCUUUCGAAUGUUGCAAACAUUAACGAACUCUGCACCGGUUCCAAUGGAUAACAACUACAAACAAUCGGUACCGAUUAACAAUUACGUAUCAGUUGAACCUAUAGAAUCCAAAAUGUAUGUACCACCGUCAGAGAGACCUGUCGGCUCGGAACCGCAUAAGUAUACGGGUGGUUCUAUACCAUCCAGAUCAUUCAGAAUGUUACAAGCUAUGACUGGCCAAAAUAACGAAGAAGAAGAACAACAACAAAAUGAUUUACAAAACCUGCAAUCACAUACCCCUUACCCUUUUCUUUGUCCCGAAUUUUGGGAACAUUACAAUUAUCUAAAAGAAUUUCACGAUUGGCAUUGCACCGGUUCUGCAUUUGUGAUCGAUCAGCAGCAACAACAACAACAACAACAAUUCACACUACAACAACCGGUGCAGACCGGCGUCGCGUCGGCGGUAGACAGCACCGUUUAUGCUGGCCACGUGUUGAAUACUAUCGCCGAAGAAGAAGCCGCCGAAGACGAGAUCGCGUGCUCACCAUGCCGUGUGCCGGACAGCGACGAUAGCGAUUCGAGCCAGUGUGAAGUGACGGUAACGGUGACGUUGCCGCCGAAGAGAGCUGCCACCGAGAUGACGGUGAGCGGAGAGCUACAGGAAGGAGUAUCGGCUAGUUCACCGGUGGACUUUUGGCAGCAAAUCAAUAAUGACAGUGCAGAUGGGUCGGCCAACACCGCGUCUACAUCAGAUAGCGAUGACGGAUGUUCAAAUGACGAAAAACCGUCGGACGCCGUUUGUCUGCCGGAGAACCUACCGGAGAAAUCAUUGGGUGCCAAUAAUUGUCUGUUCGACGACGAUGCGGUCGGUGACUGCCGCCAACCAUCGGAUCGCGACGACGACGCUGACUCGGGCAUUAUUACAACAACGUCAUCAGCCGACACGGCAAGCCGGCCGACUUCAGACAAAGAUACGGUCGGUGGCGGCAGGACCGGAGGCGUCAGUUCGAAGAAAUAUCAAAGAACGUGCACGCACUCGCGCCUCUUCGACUUUUUGCAGCGCAACGAUGACGACGACGACGACAACGACGACGUUGAUGGCGCAGACUUCAGCAAAGGUGGUACGGACGGGAGAAACAAACCCCCGCCGCCGCCGCUGUCGUUGUCUUGCACUUCCGGUUACUCGUCGGCGGCUACCACACCGUCCACGCCGUCCAUCGUCGGAAGAAGCCGGACUUACGAAUCGGACUCGGCCCGGACGGAAUAUGACAGUUACUACAAGAGCUGGGAGUACGCUUGCCCGUAUUUCGGAUACGACAUUCUGCCGUCGAAGGCAUUCAAGACUAUCGCGACGCAAUUGCAGGGCGGAGGCGGUUCUGCGGCAGACUGCAAGCCCACGACGACUACCACCACCAAGUUCAAGUGUCCCAAAAUUCCUACUGAAAAGGACGAAUCUUGAACACGUCUUUUGUCCAAUCCCUAUACCCCCGCACUUUUCAUUUCUAUCGUUUGGGUUUUUUUACGAUUUUAUAAGGUAAUUUAGGUGAAUCCGAUUUCUGAUGAUUUGGAAUUACGGUAACUACAAUCAAACUGCUUUUACGUUAAAUGAUUUAUAUUUUUACGGUUUACACAUUUUUGCUAUAAUCAUAAAUGUAUAAAUAAUUUUAACUAUUUAGUAUUGUAGGUAAAUUGAAGUUAUAUUAACACAUAAUUCUAACUUAAUAUAUUUAUGUCUAUAUUAUAAAUACAUAUAUUGUAAUAAAAACGAAUAAGUUUUAAAUCACGAAUCAAAAUUUUCUUCAGUUGUUCUUAAGUAUUAUGUUUGUGGGUGUGCUUGUUAUAGCUAGGUGAAUGAGCCCGUCGAUUUUCAAAAGAACUAAUAAAAAUCCUGAAUUGAUGUACA